GGGGCGAAUGGAAGAAGAAAAAAACACUCUACAAAAAUAGAAAUAUUUACAUUCCAAACAGUUUUUUUUCGGUUCUUGCUCUUAGCCGAAGUUAAUUGGAGGGAACUGCGAGAUUGGAGGAGCAGAUUUGAAGACUGACGCAGGAAAAGGCCAUUUUUAGGCCUAGAAAUUCAGGGUUCCUUAAAAUUGCUCGUCCACAAGAAAAGAGUCAAGACUUCUGGUACUUAACUAGAUCCAAGCUCGAGUUCGUCAUGGAGGCAUUUCAAAAAGAGUUGAGCGACAUCAAAGGAAAGCUGACAGGGUUUGACGAGAAGCUAGUGGGGUUCGAUGAGAAACUAACUGGGUUCGAUGAGAUGAAAAGCCAGCUCAACACAAUAUUGAGCAUAUUGUCAAGAAAAGGGAAGGAGGUUGCAAUGAACGAGGAAGAAAUCGUAUUUGAUGACGACGAUCACUAUGAGCAACCUCAGGGAAACGUCUCGGGUAGUAAAUUCAUCCUCAUACCUUCGAAGAACACAGGCGACAAAGGUGACAUUGGGUCAUCAAAGCAUGACAAAUCCGGAGAACCCGAGAAGCAAGAGGAACAUAAAAUCGAAGCUAUGCUAGAAGAAAAAUUAGAACACAUGAAUGAACGAAUAAGAAGCAUAGAAGGAGUUGAAUCGUAC
Molecule: messenger RNA, 662 nt
Organism: Linum tenue
Lineage: Eukaryota; Viridiplantae; Streptophyta; Magnoliopsida; Malpighiales; Linaceae
Source: the annotation of a GenBank genome assembly